AUGCCCACAGUUUUGACUAGUGACUCACCCGCAUCGAAGGGGGCGGUGUUGGACUCAUGGCUUCCGCAGACUGUGGUGUGUCACGUGACUUUGAUCAGUGCUGCCAGUGCGGAGCGUGUGUGCAGACUUCUCUUUUGUACAGACAUAGUUUUGUAUUUCCUGCUGAUGAUGACUGCUUUAGUCAAUGACCCCUCUGGAGCAAACCCUUCCCUCUCUACACACACACCUCAUCAGAAACAGAUACAGGCCACUGCUGAGCAGAUCCGCCUUGCUCAGAUGAUCUACGACAAAAACGAUGCAGAAUUCGAGGACAAAAUCAAACAGUUGGUGGAGGUAACAGGGCGAUCUCAGGAUGAGUGUGUGGUAGCCCUCCAUGAUUGCAACGAGGACGUCAACAGAGCCAUCAACCUGCUCCUGGAGGGAGGGGUGACUGAUCAGAGCUCCUGGGAGACGGUGGGCAAGAGGCGUGUGGGUAAGGAUGGAGCCACUGAGAUGAAAGACAGCAGAGAGAAGAGAGGAGAGAGGGAUGCAGGCAGAGGUCGCGCAGCCGCCCGCCGUGGACGAGGAGGCAGCCGCCCCCGCGAAGGGGAGAGUGGUGGGAUGGACAUGGGCAACCGCAGAGGGCGUGGCAGAGGUGGAGUUGGAAGAGGUCGGGGCAGAGGAACGGGCGUCAGCAGGUUCUCAUCCCAAGGAAUGGGGACGUUUAAUCCGGCUGACUACAGUGGCGGUGCUGGCCAUACGGACGGCAGGGAGGCGGAGGUCAACGGAGGAGGAGCAGGCUCCUGGAAGAAUAAUGCUGUAGACGACUGGGCUGCUGAGGACUGGAGUGAAGAUCUGUUGGAGACCAAAGUGUUUACAUCCUCAAGUGCCCUGGUGGGCGGUGCACACAUCACAUCUGCAAACAGUAUGGAUCUGUGCACGUUGAUGUCUCAGGCAGCAGAGGGCGCUGUGGAGGCUGACCCGGAGACCCUGGGCCAAAGCCUUGUGUUCACCAACUCCCAACACACACAAGCACACAGCAAUGCAUGGACAACCACUCACAGCUAUGCUGCUGCAGCAUCUUCCACUGGGAUAAGCGGUGGCUCGUCGGCGAUGGCAAAGGCGGUCCACCACCAUCCUCCCCCUCCCCCACCUGCUGCUGCUGCGGACCCCCCCGCCGCCCCGGAGAUGCCAGGAAGCGGCGCUAUAGGCAGGGCCGAAGCCCCGCCCCUGGACAUCGCCGUCUCCUCCUCCUCCUCUCCCUCCUCUUCAGCCAUCCCCUCCUCUCUCCCCUCUUCUCUACCCUCUUCUCUUCCCGCUCCUCUUCCCUCUUCUCUCCCCGCUUCUCUCCCCUCCGCCUCCUCUACAAGCACCGCGGCACCAGAGACGCACACGCACGCUCGCACACACUUCACCCCCACUCCCAGCGUCAGCCCACCCACACACAUGCCACCCCCCUCCAUCGCCGCCGCCUCCUCCUCCUCCUCCUCCUCCUUGUCAGAGAGCAGCAGGACCACUGCCCCAACACACAUCGAAGUGCCUCCACAGCCAGAGCCAUCUGCAAUCCUCUCCCAGCAUGCCUUGCAGCAGUCUGUUGCCACGGCGGAGUCGUCUCACCCUGCGCUGCCCGAGGGCUCCGCUCUCCGGGCUUCGUCGGGCCCCGAGGCCCCCGCACCCCUCCGAACCCGGCCCAUGAAACGCAGGCCCCUACCUCCAUCCAAGAUCCCGUCGUCUGCAGUAGAAAUGCCUGGCACCGCCGACGUCAGCGGCCUGAACGUGCAGUUUGGCGCUCUGGACUUCGCCUCAGAACCCAUCGCCAUGGAGACCGCCCAGCCAGACAGCAGCCUGGAGCAGCCCCCCCAGGAGCCCCUCCCACAGAGCAGCCUGCCCCCCAGAUCCGCAAGUGAUUCGGUGGCCAGCUCCUUGGACUCUGUUUACCCGGCCCCGUCGCGCGGCCUGCCCACCGCCACCGCCGUACCCAGCAGCACACAGAGGGUAGUGUCUGUCCCACAGGAGCCGGCCCCGCUUACAAAUGGCUACAGUGAAGUGAGAACCUCCACCUCUCAGGAUGUAUUGAAGGCUGACGUCCCCUCUCAUCAGUCGCCCGCCGAGUCACCUGUGGCCACGCCCUCCCACAGUGUUUCCAUGGCAGCACUCAGCAGCACCCAUGUGUCCGGGUCUGUUGUCCCCCCAAGCAGCUCAUCUCUCUCGGCGUCUGUAGAGGCACCGGUGGCCAGUGUACUAUCAGGUGCUCCUGGUCUGACCCCCAAUGGCUCAUCCAGAAACACUGGCCCACCAAGCGCUAACCCUGGCAAAACUCUUCCUCCAAUGAUGCCCAGCCAGUACAUCAUGAGUCCCGGAGGUCUGAUGCCUGCCUACCCGCAGAUGUAUGGCUAUGAGGAGAUGCAGAUGAUGCAGUCACGCGUCCCCAUGGACUACUAUGGAAUGACGUACCCUGCCACGACUGCAACCAUGCCAGGCAGAGACGGUGUGCUCGCCAGCAACCCUUACUCAGGUGAAACCACUAAAUUUGGCCGUGGUGACUCUGCUUCCCCAGUGCCCGCUGCCACCACCCUGUCCUCGGCCCUCCCCCAGCAGGGUGGCGUGCCCCAGUCGCAGGCCGCCAUGAGUGGUGGUGUUGGUGGUGGUGCCGGUGCCCAGAGCCAGGCCCAGGCCCAACAGCAGGCCCAACAGCAGGCCCAGCAGCAACAGCAGCAGCAGCAGCAGCAGCAGCAGGCCUUCCUCAGCCCACCGCUGCCCCCCGGCUACAGCUACCCCGCCAUGCCCUACUACCCGGCCCUGCCCGGCACCUUCCAGUACCCGCUGCUCAUGCCCACCAACGCCAAGCAGCCAGCGCAGUACCCACCCUACGGCUUUGAUGAUCUUUCCCAAGCGGCGGACUUCAGCAAAGCUUAUGGAGGCUCCUCCCAAAGCCAGCCCAAGGGGGCCAACAGCUCUGGUAAAGGAAGCAGUGGCGUCCCAGACAUGAGUGCCUACAGCAAGACACAGUCGUUUGAGAAGGCAGGAUUCCACACGGCCACGCCCCCUCCCUUCAGUCUGCCAUCGGCACUGGGUGGAGCCACCGCGUACGGCCACACCCCCUUCCUGCACAUACUGCCAGCCCACCAACAGCCCCACUCACAGAUGAUGCAGGGAGUCCCUGGGCAGCGCAGCCAGAACAGCGGGCUGCAACAGAAGAGUGGCAAGAGCAGCUACAGCAACUCUGCUUACUGGGCCAACUAAACCCACGCCACCCCACCUCAACACCUACAAACAAACAAACAAACAACAACAACGAUGACGACUACCACCACACACCAAAACGCACUGUGUUUGCCCCCCCCCCCUUAAAAACAAACAAAACAAAACAAGAGUCUCUCUGCUCCAACCCCGUGACGAGUUUCUCCUCCCCCUGGGUUCUGGUUGGUUGUCCAUGUAAGAUAUUUCUGUAUUUAUAAAUGCUGUAAAUGUACAAAAUAAGUUGUGGCUGUUUUAUUUUUGUUGAACUUUUGGAAUAGUGGCUGGGAGAUGUAGCAGGAGAUAUACGUGACGCGAGGAGAAACUCUCAUCUGGGGACGGAGCUCUGAUCAAAUCGGUGUGGUGGGACCGGGGGGCAAGUUGGUUGAGACUCGGAGGAGAAGACUCCUCUCUGACAUAUUGUUACUGAUGAUGGGAUUGUUAUUUUGGGGGGGGUGGGGGGGUGUGGUGCGGUGUGACGCGGCGCGGCCCAACAUGACGUGACGACACUCCUCUUAUUGGCGCUUUAACAUUUUCAAAUCCUGCCCCCCACCCAAAGAUUUUAUAUUUAAAAAUCUGUUGCCAUGGGAAUAAAGAUUCUAAGCAAUGGA
Engraulis encrasicolus (European anchovy) is the source of this 3827-nucleotide messenger RNA. RefSeq names its product ubiquitin-associated protein 2-like. Gene Ontology annotation, cellular component: nucleus; cytoplasm. The coding region runs from base 1 to 3222 and encodes 1073 amino acids. The transcript is spliced from 27 exons. Gene Ontology annotation, molecular function: protein binding. The record is from RefSeq and is a predicted model, not a curated record. NCBI's taxonomy places the organism in Eukaryota, Metazoa, Chordata, Actinopteri, Clupeiformes, Engraulidae.